Molecule: messenger RNA, 317 nt
Organism: Carlito syrichta (Philippine tarsier)
Lineage: Eukaryota; Metazoa; Chordata; Mammalia; Primates; Tarsiidae
Product: protein S100-A7-like
Exons: 2
Coding region: 12-317 (101 amino acids)
Cellular component (GO): cytoplasm
Molecular function (GO): calcium ion binding; transition metal ion binding
Source: RefSeq, a predicted model, not a curated record
UGAAAGCCAAGAUGAGCAACACUCCAGCUGAGAAGUCCUUGAUGGAAAUGAUCAACAUGUUCCACAAAUACACCAGACCUGAUGAUACCAUGGACAAGCAGGGCCUGUUGAAGAUGAUGAAGGAGAGUUUCCCCAACCUCCUCAGUGAUUGCGACAAAAAGGGUAAAGAUUACCUGGCCAAUCUUUUUGAGAAAAAGGACAAGAAUAAGGAUCAGAAGAUUGACUUUUCCGAGUAUCUCUCCCUGAUGGGGGACAUAGCCGUGGGCUACCACAACCAGAGCCAUGGAGCGCCACCCUGUUCCGGGGAAAACCAGUGA